CUCUGCGUGUUUCCCAUUCUUGUAAUUCUAAGAGGCGAGAUUUUUACCUCAAGACAAUCAGAGCCGAAGAAUGUGAAAGAAAAUUGUCAAGAAUUUGCCCAGAUAGCGAGUAAAGCAUACCAAAGAUUCCAGAAGCGCUUUUAUUUGAUCGACAUUACUACACAAAUUCUUUGAGUGCUUGUGUACUGCGCUACAAGAGUGUGACCCUCAGAACACAUAGUGACAAGCGUGUAUUUGAAAUACCAGACUGCCAACACAUAUCAACCAGGACUUCAAGUUCCAGUGCAAUUCUGCCAACAACUUCCCCUCGCUAUUAUUUAAUAUGGAUCCUUUCAAAGCCACUAUGGAGCCUAUUGCAGGCACACAGCCCAAGGAUAUGAUGGGAGCCACACCCACUAACAUGGACGGACAAGUCGGAGCAGCGGCCAAUCAGCAGGCUGGAGAGGGUGUGGACGAGACAGGCAACGAUGCUGAGGGGGUGUGGUCUCCCGAUAUAGAGCAGGCGUUUCAAGAAGCCCUAGCAAUAUACCCGCCAUGUGGUCGCAGGAAAAUCAUCCUAUCAGACGAAGGCAAGAUGUAUGGACGUAACGAGCUCAUUGCACGCUACAUCAAGCUAAGAACUGGCAAGCAGAGAACUCGAAAACAAGUCUCCAGUCAUAUUCAAGUACUGGCUCGGAAGAAGUCUCGUGAGAUCCAGGGCAAGAUAAAAGUCUACAAUCAGGACCAGGCGGCCCGAGACAAGGCUCUAGCCGGCCUCUCUGCUAUGUCCUCUGCUCAGAUUGUCUCCGCCUCCAUACUACAAAACACUGCGUCAUCACGUAUGUUUGGCACUCCAGGUAUAGCAGGCAAUGCAGUGCCCAUGCAUACCAUGCUCAGCCCCCCGGUGGGGGCACCCAACUCUAACCCUGUCGUUGUCAAACAUGAACUACUCAACCCAGCAGCUAUGAUAUGGAACCCUCAAGCUGGUGGUGGUCAUUUUGGCAUCCCUAACUCCAUGGCUAGUCACCCAGAGCAACAGUUCGCCCCCCCUCACCUAGUGGAGCAGCCCACACCUCCCAACAUACCACCCCCUAAUCUCCCUCUUAAGAUGGUCGAGUUUGUUGCAUUCGUUGACAAAACAAAGAGUGAAACAGACCCUGACAAGAAGCAUGAGUUUGUCAACAUUGACGCCAGCACAAGCUUCAUGGACCCAGGGAUGGAGGCAGUGGAUAUUCGCCACAUUCAGGACAAGUUCCCAGAGAAGAAUGGCGGCCUCAAGGACUUGUAUGAUAAGGGACCCCAGGAUCGCUUCUUCCUCGUCAAGUUCUGGGCUGACCUGAACACAGUGUUGUUGGACGAGACCAGUGCAUUCUAUGGUGUGACCAGUCAGUACGAGUGCAGUGAGAACAUGACCAUCUCGUGUUCAACAAAGGUCUGCUCAUUUGGAAAACAAGUCGUCGAGAAGGUCGAGACGGAGUACUCUCGAUUUGACAAUGGACGGUUUGUGUUUCGUAUCAACCGCUCGCCCAUGUGUGACUACAUGGUGAGCUUCAUCCAUCGCCUCAAGCACUUGCCAGAGAAGUACAUGAUGAACAGCGUACUAGAGAACUUCACCAUUCUACAGGUGGUGACCAAUCGUGACACUCAAGACACGCUACUCUGUCUGGCGUACGUCUUUGAGGUCGUAACCAAUGACGACGGACCCAAGCAUAGAGUGUACAGACUUAUCAAGGAGAACUAGCUGCACAUGCCCACACACUUGUAGACGCGAACUUUGCCCUCUGGCAACAUUUUAUGUUUAUUGUCUGUUUAAAGAAAGUAUCUUUUCCGCUCCUGAUUUAACACACACACACGUUGUAGAUUUUUAUUGUAGUUCAGAUCACCAUUAAUUACACGAUCAUUUCCUGUAACCAUUGAUAUUAAAAGUAUAAUCUUUUAAUAACUCGA
Halichondria panicea is the source of this 1926-nucleotide messenger RNA. RefSeq names its product transcriptional enhancer factor TEF-1-like. The record is from RefSeq and is a predicted model, not a curated record. Gene Ontology annotation, biological process: hippo signaling; embryonic organ development; regulation of transcription by RNA polymerase II. Gene Ontology annotation, cellular component: transcription regulator complex. The coding region runs from base 323 to 1720 and encodes 465 amino acids. The transcript is spliced from 14 exons. Gene Ontology annotation, molecular function: DNA-binding transcription factor activity, RNA polymerase II-specific; RNA polymerase II cis-regulatory region sequence-specific DNA binding. NCBI's taxonomy places the organism in Eukaryota, Metazoa, Porifera, Demospongiae, Suberitida, Halichondriidae.